AUACAUUCUGAUGGAUCACCUCUAGUAAAGCCACAACGUGAAGAAAUAGUUGAAAAUUCUAAAAUAUCAGAUGGCGGAGUCAAAAACAUAGAUGGGAAGCCAUUCUCUCCAUCUUCUGAAGGAGUGCACAAAAGAGUGUUUGAUUUAUGUACAGAAAAUGCAACCACUAACGAUAUUUCCUCGUCCACCGGCCCAAAACUCUCGACCUCAGAUACCAACUCAGAUAUUCUAUUUUAUCUUGAAAAUAUUCACGGCCAAGCACCUGCAACCCCAGAUGCUGAUUCAAAAUUUAAAUUACCUUCCCAUCGACGAUCUGCUAGCCAUAGUGGUCGCUUUUUUAAUCUGAAUACACGAGAAUUUGGUGAGGUUGCCACUAUGGUUGUUGAACAUGCUGAGGAACUGAUGAUGCAUCUUUGGCAAAAAGGCUGGAGACUUGUUCACCAUCACAGUUUGCCCCAUUGGCUUAAGGAUAACGAAUAUCUUCUACGUGGUCAUCGGCCUCAAUUGCCAUCUUUCCGCUCAUGUUUAUGUUUUUAUGGAUCCAAUGACACUUUUCAGUAA
Messenger RNA from Protopolystoma xenopodis, 561 nucleotides. NCBI's taxonomy places the organism in Eukaryota, Metazoa, Platyhelminthes, Monogenea, Polystomatidea, Polystomatidae. The record is from the annotation of a GenBank genome assembly.